Molecule: messenger RNA, 4392 nt
Organism: Yarrowia lipolytica CLIB122
Lineage: Eukaryota; Fungi; Ascomycota; Dipodascomycetes; Dipodascales
Biological process (GO): transmembrane transport
Cellular component (GO): membrane
Molecular function (GO): ABC-type transporter activity; ATP binding; bilirubin transmembrane transporter activity
Source: RefSeq, a predicted model, not a curated record
AUGUCGUAUUGUACAGACCCCGAAGGGUGGCAACUGCUCACACGGUACUACGAUCUCUCGCCCUGUUUGUCUCAAAACGGUCUUUUCAUUCUACCUGGUGCGAUCGCCAUUUUGUUCGGAGCUCCCGGUCUCUAUAACUUAUCGAAACUUCCAGGCAAACGACCAGCCCUAUGGGAUUACAAUCUCAAGCAGAUCAUCACCAUUCUGCAGAUUGCGGUUGCGCUCGCCAUUCCGCUGCUUCAGCAGUUUGGCCACAACGACCUGCGGUUCUGGUCACCUCUAAUCCUCGCUGUGGGUACCACUAUCGUGCUGUUAAUCCAAAAGCUCGAGUUUGAGAAACGCCAGGUUGCCAGCACAGCCGUUCUGACCUUCUGGGGCCUCGAGAUCAUCGAGGCUUCUAUAGCCAUUUAUGGAUUCUUUGUGCGAGGAUUUGUGGGAUCACCUUACAUUUUUGCUGUGGUAUCUCUCGGCUUCCUCGGCCUCUUCAGUUUCAUUCUGGAGGCCAGAUACACUCCCUCCUCCGAACCAGCUUACUACGACGAUUCCAACUUCCUAUCCAAGCUCACAUACAGCUAUGUGGCUCCCAUUCUCGACCUGGGCAACAAGGAGACUCUUAAGCUAGGACACAUCCCCAAACCUCCCAGAGAGCUGCUCACAGAGAACAUUUACGAUGAAUUCAGCCAGAUCUGGGACGAUAAGAUCCAGGCGUACAAGGAGAAGAAGACGGAGAAGUUCCCUUCUGUGCUCCUGACUCUGGCCAGCAUUUACGGGCUGGACUAUCUGAAAAUAACCUGUCUACAGGUCUUCUGCACUGCCGCUCCCUUUGUGCAGCCUCUGCUUUUGAAGCAGCUCAUCCUCUUUGUCGGAAGAUACAAUGAAAACAAGGCUCCGCUUUCCCAGGGUCUGUCUAUCGUCAUUGUUGCCGCUACAGUGAUGAUUAUGCGAUCCGUACUCGAUAACAGAAAGUCGCUCAUGACUCUGAACCUCAAGUUGCGGUUCCAGACUUCCCUUAGUCAGGCUGUUCACGAGAAGGCCCUCAAACUGGCUCCUUCUGCUGUGGCUGAGACUUCUAUCGGUGAGCUUGUCAAUAUUCUCUCCAACAACGUCACUUCGUUGUCAAACUGUCUUGAUUACAUUCACACAGUCUGGUCUCUGCCUCUGCAGAUUGUCAUCUGUUGGACUACCAUGUACAGUAUGAUUGGAAACGCCAUGUGGGUGGGUAUGGCUGCCAUGUUGGUUGUGGUGCCCAUAACCGCCCUCAUCUCCAAGAUGAAGAUGACUCUGUACCUCAAGUUACAAAAGGUCAGUGAGUCUCGAUAUACUUUAACCAACGAGCUCCUGUCUAACAUGAAAUCUGUCAAGCUGUACGGAUGGGAGAGUACCUUUUUCAAGAAAGUUGAAAAGGUCCGAAAUGAGGACGAGCUUGGAGUGGUGCUUUAUAUGACCUACCUCACUGCUGUCGAGAACUUCCUCUUCAAUAGUUCCACCUACUUUUCGUCUACCGCAGCUUUUGCCUUUAUUGUCCUGUUCCAGCACCUUCCCCUUUCUGCUGCCAGUGCCAUUCCUGCUCUCAACCUGUUUGGACGACUUCUGGAGCCCUUCAUUAACAUUCCCUACAUUAUCCAAUUCAUCAUUCAGGCAUGGAUUGCCCUAGAUAAGAUCAACCGGUUUCUGGGUCUCACUGAGGUCGAAAAAUUCAACGUUCAAGAGGAUACUGAGGCCCAUGCUGACGAUUCUUCUGCCGAGACUCCCGUGAACGUCCACGGAACUUUCUGCUGGGACUCCAAGUUUGAGAAUGUCGCUCUGGAGAACAUUACUUACAGUGCCAAGAAGGGUAACAUGGUAUGCAUCAUUGGAAAGGUUGGCGCUGGAAAGACAGCUACUCUGAUGGCUACUCUCGGUGAACUGUUUACCAAGGAGGGCUCUUCUUGGACGACUGGUUCCGUUGCUUACUUCUCUCAAGUGCCCUGGAUUCUAAAUGCGACCGUCAAAGACAACAUUCUAUUUGGAUCUCGAGAGGACCCCGUGUUCUACAAUCUUGUCAUUGAAGCAUGUGCUCUUACUCGAGACAUGGAGCUUCUUGCUGAUGGAGAUAUGACUGAGGUUGGCGAGAAGGGUAUUUCUUUGUCGGGUGGCCAGAAGGCCCGUAUUGCGAUUGCUCGAGCUGUGUAUUCUCGUGCCAGUGUUCUCCUCUUCGACGACCCCCUCUCUGCUGUCGAUGAACAUGUCCAGGCCCAUCUGAUUAAGCAUGUGUUUGGACCUGACGGUUUGCUCAAGACCAAGACAGUCAUUAUGGCGACCAACACCGUCAAUCUGUUGCGACACGCCUCUACCAUUCAUCUGAUUGAGGACAAGACCUUUGUUGAGUCUGGAGAGUUUGCUGAACUCAUGUCUCAGGAGAACGGCAAAGUGAAGAAGCUGGUUGACGAAUUCCAGACCGCUGCCGGUGAUAAGAAGACAGAAGGAAUUAACGAGGAAGCAGAUGGAGAGGACACCGAGGUAGGCUCUUCUAUUGAAGAUCUUUCUGCUGAGCAGCAGCUCAAGAAGCAAUCUUUUUCUACACUCCGAAGAGCUUCCUCCGUUUCCCACUUCUCGAUUCUCACGCUUGGUGCUAACGACAACCGACGAACUCGUGUGGAGGGCGAGGUCAACACCAGUGGGGCCGCAAACAUCGUCCAGCUUUACAAGGGCUACUUUUCUGCUGCCGGAUGGCACAACAUUAUCCUCUACGUGUCCUUCACCAUGUUUGGCUCUGGAAUGGCUAUUAUCAGUACAUACUGGGUGGCCAUGUGGGGCAGCGACAAGAUUGAUCUGAACGAUAUGCAACUUGUGCUUGGAUACUUAGCUAUUGGCGUUCUUGCAGCUCUAUUUGAUGUGCUUGGUUCUAUUUCUUGGGACACCUUUGGAUCUCUCAGAGCUUCUAGAGUUCUCCACGAGAAGAUGCUGAAGGCUGUUAUUCGAGCCCCUAUGUCCUUCUUUGAAUCAACUCCUCUGGGACGUCUGACUUCACGAUUCUCUCAGGAUAUCGGCAAGAUUGACUGGAUGAUGACCUGGAUCAUUGUGUCGUUCUCAAAUUCUCUCAUUCAAUCGUUCAGCACACUGUGUGUCAUUGUACUCACCUCUCCCUCCACUCUUCUUGUUAUCGUCCCCGCUCUAUAUCUCUACAGAAUCAUCCAGCAGUACUACCUGGCUACUUCUCGGGAAGCUCGACGGUUGUCUGCUGCCGCGAUGUCUCCUGUCAUUUCUCAUUUCCAGGAGACUCUCACCGGUCUGACUACCGUUCGAGCCUUUGGCAAGCCCAGGUACUUUGCUACCAAGAGUACUGCUAGAAUCGACGCUAGAACCAAGGCACGAUUCCUGAUGGCCUCUCUUCAGCAGUGGCUCUCAUUGCGUCUAAGUGCCAUCGGUGUUGCAAUCUUUCUCGCCUCUGGCCUGUCUCUUGUCGGCACUCUGCACUGGAAAGCUCUUUCUGCCGGCCUCGUUGGUCUGGCAAUGAGUUACGCCUCUACCAUCUCUCAGAGUCUCAGUGAAGUGGUUCGAACUGCCAUCACCGUGGAACAGGAGUCAGUUGUGCUUGAGCGUAUCAACGAGUACUGCAACAUCGAGCCCGAGGCUCCUCUCAAGGCCAAGGAGCCUGCUGCCCAUUGGCCCAACGAAGGUAAGAUCACCUUCUCCGACUACUCCACCAAGUACCGGGCCAAUCUCGAUCCUGUGCUCAAAGAGAUUUCCUUCACCAUCAACCCGCGAGAAAAGAUUGGCGUUGUCGGCCGAACCGGUGCUGGAAAGUCGUCUCUCACAAUGGCGCUGUUCCGGAUCAUCGAGGCCACAGACGGAGCUAUUAUCAUCGAUGGAGAAGACAUUUCCAAGCUUGGUCUUGAGGAUCUCCGAUCCCGUCUCUCUAUUAUUCCCCAGGAUGCCCAAAUGUUCGAGGGAACCAUUAAGGGCAACCUGGAUCCUGCGGGCAAGUUCACCGACGAGCAGCUGCUGGAGGUCCUGGAGCACUCGUCUCUCAAAAAGUAUGUGGACGAGCAUGAUGGACUGGAUACCAAGCUGAACGACGGAGGUAGCAACCUGUCGCUGGGUCAGAAACAACUUAUGUGCCUCGGCCGAGCUCUUCUCAACCCCUCGCCCAUUCUUGUCCUGGAUGAGGCUACUGCUGCAGUAGACUACGAGACCGACAAGUUGAUCCAGGAAACGAUCCGACGUGAGUUCAAGGAUAGAACCAUUCUCACGAUUGCCCAUCGACUCAACACUGUCAUGGAUAGUGACCGCAUCAUGGUUCUGGAUGCUGGAAAGGUCGUUGAGUUUGAUACACCCGAGAAUCUGCUCAAGAACGAGGACUCCUUUUUCUACUCGCUUGUUAACCGAAGCAAGGGCGGAGAGGAGUUGUAA